UCAUUGAAGAGCCUGUGGGGCUGUGGGACCUGCGCCCUCUGGAGGAAUUCCAUACACCCACUCAACCCUGGCAAAUAGGAAAUUGUCAAGUAGGAGACAAGGAGCAAAGUCCUAUCACAGCGGGAGGGGACGCCAGUGCCUGCAGGGGCUGAGCAGGGAAAAAGCCAGUGCCCCAGCGGAAGCACAGCUCAGAGCUGGUCUGCCAUGGACGUCCUGGUCCCACUCCUGCAGCUGUUGGUGCUGCUUCUUACCCUGCCCCUGCACCUCAUGGCUCUGCUGGGCUGCUGGCAGCCCCUGUGCAAAACCUACUUCCCCUACCUGAUGGCUGUGCUGACUGCCAAGAGCAACCGCAAGAUGGAGGGCAAGAAACGGGAGCUCUUCAGCCAGAUAAAGGGGCUUACAGGAGCCUCCGGGAAGGUGGACCUGCUGGAGCUGGGCUGCGGAACCGGAGCCAACUUUCAGUUCUACCCACCGGGCUGCAGGGUUACCUGCCUAGACCCAAAUCCCCACUUUGAGAAGUUCCUGACAAAGAGCAUGGCUGAGAACAGGCACCUCCAGUACGAGCGGUUUGUGGUGGCUCCUGGAGAGGACAUGAGACAGCUGGCUGAUGGCUCCAUGGAUGUGGUGGUCUGCACCCUGGUGCUGUGCUCUGUGCAGAGCCCGAGGAAGGUCCUGCAGGAGGUCCAGAGAGUACUGAGGCCGGGAGGUGUGCUCUUUUUCUGGGAGCAUGUGACGGAACCACAUGGAAGCUGGGCCUUCAUGUGGCAGCAAGUUUUAGAGCCCACCUGGAAACACAUUGGGGACGGCUGCUGCCUCACCAGAGAGACCUGGAAGGAUCUUGAGAAUGCCCAGUUCUCCGAAGUCCAAAUGGAACGACAGCCCCCUCCCUUCAAGUGGCUACCUGUUGGGCCCCACAUCAUGGGAAAGGCUGUCAAAUAACUCUUCCCAAGCCCCAAGGCACUCAUUUGCUCCUUCCCCAGCCUCCAAUUAGAACAAGUCACCCACCAGCCUACGUAUCUUCCACUGAGAGGGACCUAGCAGAAUGAGAAAAGCCAUUCCUGUCCCAUCUCCUAGUCCCUGUCUCCCCAACCUCUGCCAGGGCAAUCUCUAACUUCAAUCCCUCCUUCGACAGUGAUAAAGUCUACUUCUACCCUGACCACAGGGAGUAAACAUUUGUACCCUGUUGUAUCCUUAA
Molecule: messenger RNA, 1195 nt
Organism: Cercocebus atys (sooty mangabey)
Lineage: Eukaryota; Metazoa; Chordata; Mammalia; Primates; Cercopithecidae
Gene: TMT1B
Product: methyltransferase like 7B
Exons: 2
Coding region: 205-939 (244 amino acids)
Molecular function (GO): S-adenosylmethionine-dependent methyltransferase activity
Source: RefSeq, a predicted model, not a curated record